GUGAUGGGGCCGGGGCUUCGAGAUUCCCCUUUCUUGCUGCGCAGGGGGAGCCUGCAAAAGGACGCCCCGGUUCAUGAACUCCUCGAAGGAAAAGGAAUGUUCCAGUGGAGGAAAGAGCCAUCCAAGUGUCAAGGAACUAAAGAAAUCGCCACCCCAUGUAAGACCCUCUUCCAGCAGACCAACCAAAAAUGUUUCUACUACUUCAGAAAAGAGUUGCUGUCAGGCUACAGAAAACAGGCAGACAAAUAUUCCCAGCAAAGAAAAAAACUGGUUUUCUGAAGGUCACCAACAAAACAGAAUAACAAAUGUUUGCACUUCCUCAUAUAGAACGCCAAGGUUAAAAAAGGAGCCUCUGGUUAGAAAGCAUUAUGAGGUCAGCCAGAGCAAAAUCCCAUCUGCGUUUAAGGAUAUCUCGUGGAGUGAUUCCAGCAAGACCGGAGAUGUGCUGUUCCAGAGCUUUUAUUGCAAACCACAAGGCAAUUCAGAGAGAAACUCUGGAGGGCAUCCUGAUGGAGCCUGCUCCUACAGCCCUAUAUAUCAGGGUGCAUCUGCUGAUGCAAUGUUUCUUGACAUUAAAUCCAUGCGGAUUUUGAAAGAGGAUUCCGAUGAGGACAGUGCCAGUGAUCUUUCUGACUCUGAGAGAGUUCCCAUCCCGCCUUCGCCUUGCACACCGCCGAAGCUCGACCUCCGAGCAGAAGAAAUCGACCCGCUUUGCUUUGAGCACCUCUUCGACGCAAAAGUUAAGCAGCCUGACUACUAUUACCCCGACCUCCUUCCACCCCCUUUCAACACCUGGGACUUGAAAGGGCUCGCGGCGUUCGUUAACAUAGAGUGCAAGUCGGAGCCGCAAACGGAGCCGGUGGGAUUCCUUGAGACGUACAUUGAUCGGCUUUUGGAGCUGGAGUGGCUGCAGAUGCAAACAGUCCAAGCCGAGAAAGGGAAGGCGGCCAAAGCUAGGCCUCAGACUGCUCCGAGUGCCCUUCGGACCUUGAAAAGUCCGGGCAAAAGCAAAUCUUUGCACAGCCCUUUGCCGAAUAAACAGUUGACUCCCCACGACAGCUUUCUAAGACUCCCCGCUGGCCAUUCAGGUCCCAGGAGAGACUUUCACGGGGAAAGAACCAGCCAGUUUCUUCCCUACGAGGGUCAGCCAAAAGCAGUUGAAGCAGCGCGUAGCUCAUCAGCCCAGCAGGGACGGCCUUGCGAAGUGAGGAGUGAGGCAAAAAAGCGACCUAUCACCAAACAGAAGCCUGCCACUAGGUACCCUUCUGAGAGCAGCUCUAUGAUCCAGGGAGCUGGCAACAUUAGGCCCCCCAAGUCACCCUCCUCACCCCAUGGUUCAGCAGCCCCCCUCAAGGGACUAUCAUCCCACGUUUGCGCAAAUCCCAAGAAGAAUGGGAAUGCAAAUAAUUUCAUUCCUUCCAAAAAAGCUUCAACGGACAAGAAGCUAAAAGCAAAUGGUGUGAAGCAACCAUCGUGUAAAUUUAAAUAACGCUGUCUAGGCUUAUUAUCCUUACUGCACUAGGACUUAGAAACCUUUCCUGUGAGGAGCAAAAAGCUAGAAUAUUGGUUUAGGAACU
This is a messenger RNA of Elgaria multicarinata webbii, 1577 nucleotides long. RefSeq names its product family with sequence similarity 217 member B (gene FAM217B). The record is from RefSeq and is a predicted model, not a curated record. NCBI's taxonomy places the organism in Eukaryota, Metazoa, Chordata, Lepidosauria, Squamata, Anguidae. Bases 74 to 1489 code for a protein of 471 amino acids. The transcript has 4 exons.